GGCGGACGGGCCAGGACGCGAGCAUAACCCCGCCUCGCGCCACGCCAGCAACCGCAGGCCGCGCCCUGCCGGGUUCGAGGGGGCGCGCGCUGCCUGGCCGCCUCCGGGGCGGGGCGGAACCUGCGGCAGCGGCGUGAGGCGUCCCGCUGGCGCGGGCCGGUGGUAACGGCAGCGACCGCCGUCCUUCGCAGCCCUCCCGCCUCGCUCCCUCCGCCUGCCGUCCGGCGCCAUGUGCGAGCCCAGCAAGCAGGACAUUGCCGCCAUCUUCAAGCGGCUCCGUUCCGUCCCCACCAACAAGGUAUGUUUUGACUGUGGAGCAAAGAACCCUAGCUGGGCAAGCAUAACAUAUGGAGUUUUCCUCUGUAUUGAUUGUUCAGGGACCCAUCGAUCACUUGGUGUUCAUUUGAGUUUCAUUAGAUCUACAGAACUGGAUUCCAAUUGGUCUUGGUUUCAGCUGAGAUGCAUGCAAGUUGGAGGAAAUGCAAAUGCUUCUGCUUUUUUCCAUCAACAUGGAUGCACAACAAAUGAUACUAAUGCAAAGUAUAACAGUCGUGGUGCUCAGCUUUACAAGGAGAAGAUUAAAUCUCUUGCAACACAGGCAACAAGAAAGCAUGGUACUGAUCUGUGGACAGAUGGAUGUGGAAUGCCACCUGUGUCACCUCAAAACAAAGAGGAAGACUUUUUUGCGUCCCAUGUUUCUCCCAAGGCAAAGAAUACACAGUGGGUGGUAUCAGAGCCAGUUUCCGUACAGCAGAAUACUUCAGAAAAUAUUCCGGAAUGCUAUGAAGGACCAGUACAUGGACCAAGUCUUGAUUGCCUUAGCACAUCACCAAAAGCUGCAUUAGAGAGCACCACCUUCAUAAAAAAGAAGUCAAAUCAAGCUAAGAAGGGGCUUGGUGCCAAAAAAGGUGGAUUGGGGGCACAAAAAGUGAGCAGCCAAAGCUUUAAUGAGAUAGAAAAACAAGCGCAAGCUGUAGAUAAAAUGAAGGAACAAGAGGAACAUCAUAGCAGUAAGACAACUGAGAAGGAAGAGCCACUUGUAUCAUCUUUACGGUUGGCCUACAGAGAUCUUGAUAUUAAAACAAAAGAAGAGAAGUUUAAUCUAUCUGGUAAGAAGAAAAGUGAAUUGGAGAGACUUGGCAUGGGGUUUAGCAGCACCCGAAGUGGCAUUUCUCACUCAAUCACCUCAGAUAUGCAAACAAUAGAGCAGGAAACACCUUCAAUUGCAAAGCAGAAGAAAAAGUACACCGACGAUGUAGAAGACUCAUAUUUCUCUUCUAGUUCACGGUACUAUGAUUCUUCAGAUUUGAGGAGCAGUACUUUCUCUAAAUGGGAUGACACUACGGAUUCUUUUAGGAAGAAAGAAAAUAACAGUAGAGAUGUUGAUGUAAUGUUAACUUCAAAAAGUACAGGAUUUUCAGACAGGCCUACAUCUCGUCGUAAGCCUGAAUAUGAACCAUCUUUAAACACAGAUGAGGCACAAAAAAAAUUUGGCAACGUAAAAGCAAUUUCAUCAGACAUGUAUUUUGGAAGGCAAGAUCAUGCUGAUUAUGAAGCAAGGGCUCGACUAGAAAGAUUUUCUGGAAGCUCAUCUAUAAGUUCAGCUGACUUGUUUGAAGAUCAGAAAAAACAACCAACAGGCAGCUACAAUAUUACAAAUGUCUUGCCUUCAGCUCCUGAUGUAGCUCAGUUUAAACAAGGAGUGAAAUCCGUGGCUGGAAAACUUUCCGUACUUGCUAAUGGAGUCAUGACAACUAUACAGGAUCGGUAUGGUUCAUAAUGUCUUUUGUAUCAACAUAAUUAAGUACCUUAAAGAAGGAUUUUUCUUCAGAUAUACAAGUAAUCAUAUUGCUGAUUCGAAUGAAGGUUGCCUUAAGACUGUUGAUGUUUUUAAAUGUCCCAGCAUAUUUGUUUACUUGUGCAGCUUUCUGGCUCAGCCUCUUCUUACUGCUCUUUAUCUUUACAGAGCGGAAAUCUUGUAGCAACUUGUUACAUUGCAUAUGCUUUUCUUUUUUUUACUCCCCUUUACAGUCUCCUGUUUCUUAGCGACCUUAAUUUUAGAUGUUGGAAGUUUAUUUUAUUACUGGUUUUGGCUGUGAGGCAUGAAGGAGAAAGAAGGAUGAACCAUACAUUGGAAAUGAGGCUUCCUAAUAGAAACCUGUGUGCAGUUGCAUCCUUACUCACCAGACAUAACUUGUCUUAUGACAGUUUUACGAGCUAUGGAGAAGAUUUAAAUUAAGCAUUUACUGAGGUGGUAUUUAGUGGACUGUAGCCACAUAUAGAACUAAGUUAAACCUGCUCUUAUCAGGAAGUAGAAGCUCUUGCAGUCAUAAAUUGAUGUGCAUUAAAAUGAUGGGGAAUUGGUAUUUUAAAACAGUAUUCCUGCUAGAAAAUUGUAUGUUUAGAUGUGAGGUAUGGAGAAGACAAGACACAUGGUAUAUUGAAUAGUGGAUUUCAUCUUGUCAUGGGAACAAUCUAUUUAUUCCUAAUUUUGAAAAUUAAAAAAAAAUUGCAAUAUAGAAUCCUUAAGUGCUUUUUAAAAAUCUGUAUUGUGUACAAAUUGAAAAAAACCUAAAAUAUAUAAAGGGCCUAAUAGUGCAGUUAAUUAAAUACUUGUUAAAAAUGUUUAGAACAAUCGUAGCUUUUUGAUAACUUAUGCAAUGUUGAAUGAAGAAAUAUAGUGUGGCUGUGUUUUAGACAGUCUAGAAUUGAUUGUUCAUGAUAUCCUGUAUAAAAACAAUUAUGAGUGAAGAAAAAACCCUCACAACCAAGAAUGAGCUCAAGUUAAUUCUGUUCUGUAACUUUAUUUCUUAAUUCAAAUUUGUAAACUGCUGAUAUCUAAUAAAAACAGUUGAUAUAAACUCAUAUUUUAAUUAAAUUUCUAUGUGCAGACACUAGUCUCCAGCUUUCUAAAUACUGCCGUCUGUAUUCUGUCUGUACAAUGACCUGGUAAAAUUAGCCUUUCAUUUCAAUUAGUGAAACUAGCUUUCUCAUUAAAUUGCUACAGUGAUUUAAAAAUCAAAACAGGCUGGGAUAGAAAAAUAGGCUACUGUAUUAAAAUACUGUGGUGAAAUACAGUUAAUAUAGUAUAGCUGUAUUUGUUUUUUAAUUUCUAGCUGCCUUUUGCAUCUAACUCUUACUUCUGGUAAUUUUCUCUCAUGGCUGUUGUGUUUAAAUUUAUUAAUCCAAAAAUGAUCUUUCAUUUUUGAGAGUAGAUGAGCAUUUUUCCUGCUUAACUGUAGAGCUUUACAAUAGAAGACUUGCUUUGUUUUUUCCUUUUUUCCUUUCCCACCCUACAGAGAGGAUUUUGCUCAUAUAACAAGAAAAUGUUACUGAUCAGGGCUUGCUUUGGUUUUCUGUAAUUUCAGGUAACGAUUCUCAGUUUUCAAACUAGUCUUUCAGUUCAGUCUACACACAGUAGUAAAUUUAUUACAAGUAAUAAGUGGUCUGAUUUUCAGAGUUGCAAUAGACCUUGCAGAAGACCUGCUCCUCUGAUAACUAGGCUGCGUAUUUAGACAUUUAUGUAUGGAUGCAGUUGCUUAAAUUAAGGCAUUGGAGUAUAACAAAAGGUAGUUCUGUCCCUUCUUGUGAUUUCUCAUAAAUAACAAUGUAAGUGAGAUCGCCUACACUGAAAUAAUUGUGUGUAAUUUUUGUGCAUCAUUGUAAUACAGCAAACCACUCACAGAUGGAAAAAUAUGAAAAAAAUGAUAUUUUUAGUACAAAAUAAGAAGAAAUUCUUGGAGGGAAAACAACUAUGGGGUUAUCUUAAAUACCAUAAAAUACGUGCAACUCUCUAGCAGAUGUAUAAGCUUUUUCCUCUUUGCUGCAGUCUGAAGAUUACACCACAAAGUUCUUUUACGGGUGAACAACAAUGCAAUAUUUUCAGGAAUAUUGUGCAGUUCAACAUAAAUUGGAUUUGUUGUUGCAGAUUCUCUGUGGCAACCUGUGUACCACUAAUACAUUGUCUUGAAGAUCUCUUGCUGUAAUGGCUGGAUGAAUAACUCUUGACCUUCAAUAUGCCUGUUUGUGUCUUCGAUAAAGAUACAUGAGGUGUCACUAUGUUUCAUCAAGUAGAGGUGGGGAGAGGUUGCCAUGUACACUGGAAGAGGCAGCUUUAACUCCUCUAGUCUUCUGGAAAUUUAGGAUGCUAUGGCACCUCUGAUCCUGCAGGAUAUGAUUGGACUGGAUCACAGUAAGAAAAAGUCUAAACCUAAAAUGAGGUUUGCAUUCCCGCUUUCUUGUGUGUCCUUUUCCUUUCUCUCAUCUUUUGCCUUCAAAUGCGUUUGUCAGCCUCUGGUAAGAGGGGCAAAUGACUGAUGCUUCUGCAAGCAUCACAGGUUUUAGAAUGCGUGAUAAAACCACAUGUUAGAUCUGGUUUUGCAACAAGUUUCCAAGUGAAACUUGGCAUUGGUCACUAGUUGCAUUUUGUUGCAGUUCUUCCUUUACUUUACCUCUCUUACUACAGAUACACAUCUUGCUUUUUCAAAGCUGGAACUGAAGGGCGGCAGCAGCAACUGUGAACCAUUCAAGUUAAAUUUUUCUCUUCUUAAAGUCAAGUAAGGAUACUGUAUCUAAGGGAUGGGGAAAGGGGAUCAUUUACAUUUCAGAGAGUUAAUUUUUGUGGGUUAAAAUGAGUUAGAAAAAUGUUUAAAAUUAGUUGUUACAACACCAGAACCAGCAUUAAUUCAAUGCAGACACUUGUACUUUUUGAUGCAGAGACUGUGCUCUCCUUCCCUGAGUAAACAGUGGAGGGGGGAAUCUUGUUACUGUCUGUCUGUUUCUCUUGCUUUCUGCAAAAGGGAAAUGCUCAAUGCUGUCAUUCUGGUUUGCUUCACGUCAUUUGUUCCACUGCUGGGAGAGGCAAUUCCAGAGCCACUUUGAUGCCGAUUUAAGCUUUUUGUUUUAGAAGGAUUUUGUAGUGCAAGAGUGGGCUGAGUGACUCCAUAGCACAGGAGUCUGUAAAUGUUACUUCACCUGUGUGUAUUUUAACACUGCUCUUGUCCUGCUCUUGCAUGAAAAAAGUCUAGCUGUUGCUGUAAAUAAAGGGUGAAGCUGAAGACCACAUAGAA
Messenger RNA from Chroicocephalus ridibundus (black-headed gull), 5069 nucleotides. It is a transcript of the gene ARFGAP3, whose product is annotated as ADP ribosylation factor GTPase activating protein 3. Gene Ontology annotation, molecular function: GTPase activator activity. Gene Ontology annotation, biological process: COPI coating of Golgi vesicle. The transcript has 16 exons. NCBI's taxonomy places the organism in Eukaryota, Metazoa, Chordata, Aves, Charadriiformes, Laridae. The record is from RefSeq and is a predicted model, not a curated record. Bases 230 to 1780 code for a protein of 516 amino acids.